CUUUGUUUACACGGUUUCCAUGGUGAAAGAAACACAGAAUCGCCUAGUCAGAAGGGCUUGUGAAAAGCAGAUUCUUGAUUGCUCUCUAAUAAUGAGUGCCACAGAGAAUGAGAAGAAGGAGUAUUCUACUCUCCUGAACAAUAGUCUCCGGGAGCUGUUGGAUACACUGGGCAAAGCCCACAAGGCUGACAUCCUGGCUUACAGUUCAGGCCACUUAAAUCACAACAAACUCCGGAAACUAUUGGUGAGGAAGUCCAACAUGCCGCAAUGGGAAAGUUCCCAGCAGAAGGAAAGCGGUCCUCUGCAGAAACGGGUUUCCAAGGCCCUGGUGAAGAAAAUGACAGAUGCCUGGGCUGACUUCACCAUAAACACCAGUUUGAUUACGGAUCACCCCAGUGCUGAAUCCUCAUUGUUUAGAUGCCCUUAUCCACAAGAGUCUGUGAAAUCAUCCAUUACACCAAUUGGAAAGGACAGGAAAGACAACUCUAGCAGGAGGCACAGAGAGUCACUCAAAGAGGUGGAACCCACUGAUUUAUUGCUGUUAAAACCACAACCAGUCAGAUAUGACAGGCAUAACACAGAGUGCACCCCGGACCAGUAUCAAAUCACACAGUCCUAUAUCAGUGGCCUGACGAGAACGGACCAGUUCAACAUGCUGCUGGACUUUGAAAGGGGAAUUCUGAGGACGCAGGACAUGCAAGAAAUGGAGUCCAAGUCAGGUCACCAUGUUGUUAAGAGGCAUGAAGAGAAAUUGGUUCAGGAACUGAAGAAGAUCUCGUCGGCCAGCUGGCCAAGCUUCACCUGCCUGCAGAUCUUCAGGGACAUUUUCAAUGACAUUUGCAAUGAAUCACAUGUUUUUGGUGGCAUCUUAACGCAAAUUAAGACAGAGUAUGAGCUGUACCUUGAGUCAGUUCUCGACAACCAGCCUGCAGUUCAACACCAGUCAUUGCAGGCUCAAGUGCGAGGAAUGGAGAAGAAAGCUGUCAUAACACAGGAAGUGGAGGGUGCCAGACAGGAAGUCCUAAGACAGCAGGAGAUUGCUAGGAAAGCUUUGGAGGAAAAUGAACAACUGAGGAAUGUGUUGCAGUUUGAACUGUCAAAGCCUGGAACCCUUGAAGAAGAAGAAACAUGCAAGAAGCACAUGACAGCGCUGGACACAAAGGAAGAACACACGGCUACAGCUGCAGAGCUGGUCCAGUCAAAGAGGCGCCAAAUCCAAGCUGUGUGGGAUGAAAUUCAAGAACUGGAGAAAGACAUCAAAGACACCAUGGUUCCAAUUGUUAUUACCAACACAACCGAGAAGUGCAUCAGAGACACCAAGGCUGAGGUGACCAAGAUACGAACAUUCACCGAGUAUAUCCAGCAAGCAACAAAGGAUCUAGAAAAUGGUAUUAGUAGGCUACUCAGCAGAAAGGAUGUUAGCAAGGAGAUCCAAGAAAACUUCAUGUCGUUCCAGGGAACUAUGGGACACGAUCAAGAAUGUUCUCACGCAUGAAGACGAAUUACCUUCUUGAUCAAUAAAACUUUGUUAAUAGAAGAAAUGUAUAGUCUUGGAACUAAAGUUACUGUUUAUUGUUUGUAAUGUACAAUUUUGGCCAAAAAAAGUAUGAAAACAAAUUUUUGCUGAAUUACUGCUGCACUUUUUUUUCUCAGUUUUAACUCUUGAGUCUCAUUGAAAAGUGGAUCAGUAUAAAUGAACAGCACAAUGCAUUUGCAAGAUCGUACUGCUUUGUGCAGUAAACAAACUAUUGUUUUAAUUGCAUCUGUUGAUCUUUGAUUUUCUCUUGUUUUUUUUAAAUUCAGAUCAAUGUGAUUACAUGUGGUUUAUGUUGCUGUGCACAUCCUUGUCAGAGUAGACAUUUUUAAUUACUGUCUGUCACUAGGUGUAUGUUUCAGUCUGGUGUAUUCUGGGAGUUCCUGUGCUUCCAAAAACAAGGCAACAUGUUUCUCAUGGUUGACCAGGGUUCUAUUCUGAGAAACAUGUUUCCAAAAAGGUCCUGUCUGAAUUGAAGCAUCAAAGAGUGUGACACUUAUCAUGCAACUUUGCAAGAUGCCAGCUCCCACAAAAGACGGUUUGAUUGUAAUGAUGUCAUUGAGAUUGAUUGUACUUCAUGCAAGUGAGGCAUAGCAUUAAUAGAUGUAGAAGUAUGCAGUUCAGAAGGCUGUUUGGCCCAGGAUCUUGCUUUCUGGUCCAGCAUAAGCCACCUUCAAGUAAGUUAGGACCCCCAGCCAAGUCCAGGUGAUGGAGGGCCACCCAAAAGGAAGAUACAGUUGCAAAGGAGGCAGUGGGGAGGUGGGGGAGAAAGACUUUCAGGACUUUUCAUGAAAGAUGGGCUUGGUCUUUAUAGGAUUAGUGUAGCAUGCCUAACC
Acipenser ruthenus (sterlet) is the source of this 2370-nucleotide messenger RNA. RefSeq lists its product as uncharacterized. The transcript is spliced from 10 exons. The record is from RefSeq and is a predicted model, not a curated record. NCBI's taxonomy places the organism in Eukaryota, Metazoa, Chordata, Actinopteri, Acipenseriformes, Acipenseridae. The coding region runs from base 20 to 1495 and encodes 491 amino acids.